AUGAGUGCACAAGCCACGCGACUCGAGAGUCUCUUCCUACUUGUACGAGAUGGAAGCAGCGCUCAAAUUCGUGAGAACGCGGCCGAGAAGUUGGGCGAAGUGGGCGCGCAAUCUCUCGAGUUCUGUGCCUCGAUCCUGCAAAAGCUACGGCCGCUAAUUGUUGACGACGAGUGGGAUAUACGCGUGGCUGCAUCCAAGUGCCUCGAAGUAGUGGCGCGUUCCUUACGGAACGAGGACGAGAACGUCGCGGAUGUUUUCGCACUGGUCUCUUUUGGCAACCAUGAAGCUCUGAUGGCAGCGCUUGAUCUGCAGACAGUGGACGUUUACAAGGUCGUGCGAGAGGGGGCGCCGCUUUUGCGAAGUGGGGGAGAGGAAUAUCAAUACCCGACGAAUCUGACGGAGGAAGGGCGACGAGUACAAGCAGUAAAGCAGCGUCGUUUGCUAUUGAGACGUCUUAGUGGAGUCGGCAAGCCAAUUUGGGAAACGCGCGAGGGUUCACUGACGAACCAACUGCUUCCCCGACUGAAUGAAAAUUAUACCAAGGAGAUCGCAGACGAUAUCGAGAAAAGUGAAGCACAGCCUAUUGUAGGCGAUGAGUACAGUGCGGUUGCUGUCCGGAAGCAAGCGAGUGAGAUGAUAUCGACUUUUCGAAGCUCUAAGCGCUGUGCAGAAAAGGAUGACGCUAGUUUGCGUUGUAGCAAAAAGCGGGUGACAGGUGAAAAUGACGGUAAAAUUGGAGGCUUGCUUGCGAAAGACCCCGGCACAAAAUGUGUAAGUGGCCUGCUCGAGGAAGUUGAAACGCGGUCAAAGGCGAAAAUUGUGGCAAGCUUGGUCUCGGAUCUAUUUGAAAGCAUGUUCGAUUCCAAAUGGGAGGUUCGUCAUGGUGCGCUCUUAUCAUUGCGGCAAGUUUUUAUAUCAGCCCACUUCACAAAGGCUGUUGAAGCGACUCGGCUAGCACAUGUUAAUCAUGUGCAGGAUAGCGUUGUUGACAAGUGGCUGGAAGAGUGCUUGAUUCGGUGCAUUUGUGUACUAGCGCUGGACCGGUUUGUCGACUACUCGGCCGACGGCUCUGUCUCUCCUGUUCGUGAGAUGUGUGCGCAAGUCUUUGGAAUUUUGCUCGGCAGUGUUUCUAGCGAAGCCACGCUUGUCCAAUACUUGCAAGUAGUGCGCACGUUGUUUAGUGGGUUGACGUGGCAUGCUUGCCACGGUGGUCUCUUGGGGCUCAAAUAUCUCGUCCAAGCUCAUGGCAAUCAUGGAUCAGCCCUAGUUCCUCUGUUUUUCAACGAUAUUGUGACAGUGUUUUCUCAGGCCGUUGCAGAGGAAGAUGUGUUGGUUCUAUCGGUAGACAUGAUCAAAGAUUUUGUCUCAUGCUUAGAUCAAGUCAAACCAGUAGCUAUCUCAAACACGGCUACACUGUUGUGGGGAUCUCUGAAGCUUUACGACAAGUCUGACGUGUCGCGCCAGAUCGCGGAACACGUCGCGCUUUUUCCGUACGACAAGUUGCGUAACCACCCAAAAGAAUUUGAACAGGCUCAUUUUAAGCGGCAAGAUCUAUUUCUGGUCGACGAGCUUAUCCAGCACAGUUUUUCUCGCUUUUAUGACCGGAUACAAGGUCUAGCCGAUUUCGUGAUGCGUCAGGCAUCAACUCAAAAAAAGUGCGUCUCAAAGAUAAUCUCCAAUCUCUGCAACAACGCUGUGGCGUUGCAGACGACAGUUCGAGUUGUUGGAGCUGAGAGUGCACUGCGCGAAAUUUGCAAGCGUGGUGGCGCUUUUCUUUUCGAUGCGUGUCGCGCCUUGGAAGAUGUCAUUUCUAAGGCGUGGAAUUCACCGCUUGGUCCGACAUUGAUCGUAACGACGUACUCCAUACUGCGCACGGAUAUUGAGCGCUUGGGGAAUGCCACUUACGCCUUUGUGGUGCUGGACGAAGCGCAUUUGAUUCGAAACCCAUCCACCGCUUUGUUCCGAGCGGUACGUAAGCUUCUGGCGUUGCAUCGUGUUGCCUUGAGCGGAACGCCGUUGCAGAACAAUGUCACCGAUUUGUGGGCUCUCUUCGAGUUCUUGAUGCCCGGAUACUUGGGUGACUUUGCUGCGUUCCGCCGCGAGUUUGUCUUUCCUAUCACAAAGUCAGCACAACGUAAUGCAACGACAAAGCAGAAGGAAGUGGCGGCCAUUGCUAUCGCGCAAUUGCAUCAGAAGGUGUUGCCGUUUAUUUUGCGUCGAACGAAAGAGCAGGUGCUGACAGAGCUUCCUCCGAAAGUUAUUUCGAAUGUGCUUUUACCCCUGUCUUCGCUACAGCGGCGCCUAUAUUCACUGGCAAUGUCGACAGAAAGUGGGAGCUCAAGCUUGUCAAGGUAUUCGCGGUCGAAUAGUACUGGAACCGAGAGGGCAGAGACAAAGACCAACGUGUUAGCGAAUUUGCAGCUGCUACGAAAAAUUUGCGUCCACCCAGCGCUUGUUGCAAAGGACAAAGUUGCUCGGCUUCUUGACGCAAAGGACAAAGACGCUCUUCUAGACUGGAAGUGCUCAGGAAAGAUGACAGGGUUGCGUGACCUGUUGGUCGAGUGCUGCGAUGUAGCACCGCGGGAUCAACUUUUAGCAAGUGAAUCUUCUGCCAGGGACAAUCUGGAUGACAGCCGGAUUUCCCCCCAUCGGUGUCUCGUAUUUGCUCACUUACAACAGACACUGGAUAUCACAGAGCAAAUGCUGCAAGAUGCACUGCCAAAAGUCACGUACCGGCGCCUUGAUGGACGAACAGCCCACUCAAAGCGCGCAGAUAUCGUACAAUGCUUUAACUCUGAUCCGUCGAUUGACAUUUUGCUGUUGACAACGUCGGUAGGUGGUCUGGGACUAACACUCACUGGGGCUGACACGGUCAUCUUUAUCGAGCACUCAUGGAACCCCUUUGUUGAUUUGCAAGCCAUGGAUCGGGCUCAUCGCAUUGGGCAGAAGCGAUGUGUCCGUGUUUUUCGGCUGAUCAUGGAGAGAUCUCUGGAAGAGCACAUUGUAACUCUUCAAGAGUUCAAAGAGCAAGUCGCAGAUACGGUCGUGCAGAAGAGCGAUGCUCGAAGUAGUAUGAACACGAGCACAAAAGGUGUUCUCAAUCUGUUGCAAGCUUCAUCGUUGGCGGCGGUUGCUACAAAGCUUCGUGGGUCAGUCACGAAACUGGAUUCCGAAGAAAUUGAUUACGCUGCUGCUGCGCUUCCACAAGACGCCAAAGCACUUAUUGACCAGAUCAGCGAGCUAUGGGAUGAGUCACAGUACAAAUCUCUAGCAUUUCCCGACGUUGUGGGCAAGUAA
This is a messenger RNA of Hyaloperonospora brassicae, 3297 nucleotides long. Lineage: Eukaryota; Oomycota; Peronosporomycetes; Peronosporales; Peronosporaceae. The record is from the annotation of a GenBank genome assembly.